AGAAUUGGCAUUUCAGUGAAACGCUGUAUUAUAACGUGGUAUUUUUUGUGUUUAUUUCGUACAGCCAUGAAGACAGCGGCUUUCUUGAUGGUUGUCGUAGGGAUAGUAGUGUUACGCUUAAAAUCGAAUAGGAAUAACGUGUGUAAAACCUUUGAGGAUUAUUAUUCUAAUAGAGAUGAAAACCCUAAUUGUUACUAUAAUCCUGAUCACGAACUAGAAGUCCCCGAGAUUGUGAUGCGAUACGGAUAUCCAAUUGAAGAACACAAUGUAACGACUUCUGACGGAUACAUUCUAACAGUAUUUCGUAUUCCACACGGAAUUCAUACAAAGACAACUUCGAAAAAACCCGUAUUCUUGCAACAUGGACUAGCUAUAAAUUCAGGAUCUUUCCUCAUAACUGGAAGAAAAUCUCUUGGUUUUAUGUUAGCGGAUGCCGGUUACGAUGUUUGGUUAGGAAAUUUUCGAGGGUCUAAAUAUUCGAACAACCACGUCUAUUUAGACAAUCAAAGUGAAGCGUUUUGGAAUUUCAGUAUCCAAGAAAAUGGCCUUUAUGAUUUACCAGCUCAGAUAAAUUUUGUUAGUAACGUUACCAAACAGAAAAUUGCAUAUCUUGGUUAUUCCAUGGGAACAACAGCUGCGUAUAUUUAUUUGAGCAGUUAUCCGGACGAGAAAAAAAUAGAUAUGCUAAUCGGCCUCGCUCCAGCGAUUUAUUUCCACGACGUAGAUUUUAUUGAAUUUUUUUCCAAAAUCUGGGUUGUAGUGGCGGCCCCAAUUCAGUUUAUUACGAAUGGAAAGAUGUAUCCAAGGAUGGGAACGAUGUUUAAAUAUUUAUGUUUACCCUACCCAAUCCAAAUGGAACUGUGCCAAUUAUUCGAUAUGUUAAUCAUGGGGUUCAGUUAUGCAGAAAAUGAUCCUGAAACGCUACCAGUUUCUUUGUUGUACAACUCGGACUCGGCAAGCGUAAAUACUUUUUGGCAUUUUGAACAGUUACGUAAAUCGCAAAAAUUUCAAUCGUAUGAUUACGGAGAAACAGAAAAUUUGCUAAUUUACAACAGCGCAACGCCACCGCCGUAUAACAUGUCAAAUAUCAACAUUGAAAAUCAUUUAUUCUACGCAGACAAUGAUAAGCUGGCAACAGCUACGAAUGUUAAACUACUUUAUAACGAUCUUCAGAAAACUUCCAACGUCCAUAAGCUAUAUAGGAUAGAGGAUGAAUAUUUUAAUCAUGCCAAUUUUCUUUCUGGCAAAAAUGCCGGCAGUUUGUUAUAUAGGCGAAUUUUAAAAUUGCUUGAUAGUACAUAUAAAUAAGUUGUAAUUGUGGCUUUCAUAGAUUUAAGCUUUGCAACUGUCGGUAUUGUAUUGUAAUUAAUCACUAAGUAAUUGCAGAUAUUUAUUAAC
Molecule: messenger RNA, 1398 nt
Organism: Photinus pyralis (common eastern firefly)
Lineage: Eukaryota; Metazoa; Arthropoda; Insecta; Coleoptera; Lampyridae
Product: lipase member J-like
Exons: 6
Coding region: 67-1308 (413 amino acids)
Biological process (GO): lipid metabolic process
Molecular function (GO): hydrolase activity, acting on ester bonds
Source: RefSeq, a predicted model, not a curated record